Messenger RNA from Syzygium oleosum, 1797 nucleotides. Its product is annotated as AAA-ATPase At2g46620-like. The record is from RefSeq and is a predicted model, not a curated record. The coding region runs from base 52 to 1545 and encodes 497 amino acids. Gene Ontology annotation, molecular function: ATP hydrolysis activity; ATP binding. The transcript has a single exon. Lineage: Eukaryota; Viridiplantae; Streptophyta; Magnoliopsida; Myrtales; Myrtaceae.
GUCCUGCGUCGUCCCAAUUCGUGAUCGCAUCGACCCGUCACCCGUCCAGCCAUGAUGGGCCUGGACAAUGAGCUCGCGCUCUUCCUCGCCGCCGCCGUCCUCCCCGCCGCCCUCCUCGUCCUCCGCCUCCUCUACAGGACCUCGCUCCUGCACAAAUUGGCCGCGCUCCUCCAAUCCGUGGAGGACCGGUGCUACGUGUACCAGUACUACAAGAUCCCCCAGCACAACGAGCACCUCCAGGAGAACCAGCUCUACCGCAAGGUCUCCACCUACCUGACCUCCCUCCCCUCCCUCGAGGACUCCCACCACACCAACCUCUUCUCCGGCGCCCGCUCCAACGACAUCGUCCUCCGCCUCGACUCCGACCAGGCCGUCGCCGACCGGUUCCUCAGCGCCCGGGUCUCGUGGGCCAACGAGAAGGGCGGCGAGCCCGAGGGGCGGCGGGCCUUCGUGCUGAAGAUCAGGAAGAAGGACAAGCGCCGCGUCCUGCAGCCUUACCUGCAGCACGUCUUCCAGGUCUCCGACGAGAUCGAGCAGAAGAAGAACGAGGUGCGGCUGUUCAUGAACCUCGACGGGGGCGGCCGGCCCGGGGAGGGCGGCGGCCCGCGGUGGCGGCCGGUGCCGUUCACCCACCCGGCGACGAUCGACACCGUCGUGAUGGACCCGGAGCUGAAGAGCAAGGUGAAGUCGGACCUCGAGAGCUUCCUCAAGUCGAAGCAGUACUACCACCGGCUCGGCCGCGUCUGGAAGCGGAGCUACCUCCUGCACGGCGCGUCCGGCACCGGGAAGUCGAGCUUCGCGGCGGCGCUGGCGAAGUUCCUCGGGUACGACAUCUACGACGUCGACCUCUCCCGGGUCGCCGACGACUCCGACCUGAAGGCCCUCCUCCUCCAGACGACGGCCCGGUCGGUGAUCGUCGUCGAGGACCUCGACCGCUUCCUGGAGAAGAAGCCGACGGACGUGAGCUUGUCCGGCGUGCUGAGCUUCAUGGACGGGAUCAUAUCCUGCUGCGGGGAGGAGCGGGUGAUGGUCUUCACGAUGAACGGCAAGGAUCGGGUCGAUCAAGCGGUGACGAGGCCCGGCCGCAUAGACGUCCACGUGCACUUCCCCCUAUGCGAUUUCUCCGCCUUCAAGGGCCUGGCGAGCAAUUACUUGGGGCUCAAGGAGCACAAGCUGUUCCCGCAGGUGGAGGAGAUCUUCCAGGCCGGGGCGAGGCUGAGCCCGGCCCACAUCGGCGAGAUCAUGAUCGCGAACCGGUCCUCCCCGACCCGGGCCCUGAAGACCGUGAUCGGCGCCCUGCAGAGCAGCAGCGAGGGCCGGGGAGCCGCGACCAAGGACGGGGCGACGCUGACCGGUAGCCGGUCCGGGCGGGGCGGGAAUGAGACCGCCGAGCCCGCCUCGGUCUUCUGUAGGGAGAGCGUUCACACGGUCAGGGAGUUCGGGAAGCUGUACGGGCUUCUGAAGUUGGGCAGCAGGAGGAGAGACAAUUCCAUGGACCUGAGCUCCGGCGAGAAGGAAGGGUCGAAGCACGAUGGCCAAAGUUGAAGGAUGUUCGAAAUUGGUCACUCGAAUUGAAACGGGCUAACCUCACGGAAACAGCGAUUAGCGAUUUUGCGUUUCGCCCUAUUCUUUGGUCAUCAAAUCGCCGUCUCAUCACGAGAAGACUUAACAUCGAUGUAUAACUAGGAAAUUAAUGUUUAUUUCUUAUUUUUCGCCAAAGAAAUCAUAAGUGAAAUUGCUUGAUCUUUGUAUAAUCCGUCCAUAGCAAUGAAAACCGUUCGUUUUUCUUCUUCGGCA